CUGUCCGUUGAGAAACAGGUGGACAUCUGGCGCCAGGGGUUGGCCGACAACGGUCUCAAAGCCAGUCGUUUUGAGGUCAUAGACUCCGAGUGGCAUUUGAGAAAGGAAGAGAUACUAGCAAUUCUUCCUGUAUUUGUGGCACAUUAUAACACAAUCACCGAAAGCGGCCACAAGUUUGACGUGCAGUCCAUAACCGACGCCGUGUUUGACGCUUACGUUAAUCCCAAAAGUGAUGUCCGAAAGCCGAACGCACUCAACGAGUUGAAGGCUAACCCGAGUGCCGAUAAAGUUGUCGUUCACAUGAAGAUUAUGAGUUUAAUCGCCACUAAAUAG
Messenger RNA from Medioppia subpectinata, 333 nucleotides. The record is from the annotation of a GenBank genome assembly. NCBI's taxonomy places the organism in Eukaryota, Metazoa, Arthropoda, Arachnida, Sarcoptiformes, Oppiidae.